AUGUCUCUGAUAGGGUCAUCUGUCGCACAGUCUGGUGUUUGUAUAUCAGUUGAACGCUCUAAUGUGCAUCUUGAUGCGGUGCUUCAGGCGAAUGAUCGAGUUUCCCUCCACCCCAGACUGCAAAAGCUGUUCUCUGCCGACUUGGGUGCUUGUCAAGAGGAUCGCAUUGACAAUGCAAUCCAGGACACAAAAGACGGCACCGCUGCUGCCAUCAAGUUGCCAGAGCCAGCCCUUGAAAGUGUCGGUGUUCGCCCAAAAUGGAAUCCUGAUUCAUCCCUUCUGCAACGAUUGAAAUGGUCGACCAAAGCCUCAUCUGGGACGACAGAUCAUUCGCAGCAGUUAUCACUUGUCAGUCGGCCUCUGAAUGAUGCCAUGGAGACCCUAUAUACGUGCGAACAACGUAAAUCACCGAGUCCAGAAUUAUCUUUCGAGCUCAGCGAAUUCCUGAACCGAAGAAGACGUCCUGCGACAGAUCAUAGCCCCCACUCUCUUGGUGGACCGUCAGGUUGUCGUGACAAUGACAAUCAGCGGGAUGUCCAUAGCGGAUCCAAACAAGCAGCUGAACCGCGUCUCCAAGUUCGGCCCUCUGAGCAUCCUCGUACGAUGGAGACAGGUACAGUUCAGUUGCGCAAGAUAAACAGUUUGGGGACAAUCAACAAUGGAUAUGCGUCACACACAGAUUAUCUACAACGGGUUGGUCGAGCGCUUGACUGCGAAGCAGCCACGGGAAAAGCACUGACCGACUUACACAAGAGCUUGGACUGUCGACUAAGUUUGGAAGUCGAGGCUGCUGAGAUCUGGCGACACAACACCGAAACUGCCCUCGCGACAACACAGAAUUGUAUCUACCGGGAGCAAAGCGCGAAAGGCGAGGAGGAGCACCAGUCUAUAAUCAACAGUGGCGAAUACCGUGAAACAUCCUCAACAUCAACGGAGGUUUUCAGUGACGAUCAACCCGCGGUAUCUACCGAUGAGUGUCCUGUUACGCAACGACAAGAGAUUGAUGCCUCGAGAUUGAAGUUGAUGUCAACGAGAGUAACCCAUACGAUAUCUAGCCCGUCGAGCCCUCUCGCACAUCCAAGCCCCACCGUAAAUCACCUGCCAUAUAAAGUCCCUCGCCGAAAGCCCUUACCGACCAUGGCAUCUUUUUCUUCAUCACAGAGCACAGUCGGGGCCCUUUCGUCUGCGAAUGGCUGGAAUUCAGCUGGGACAGAAGAUAGCCAUUUUAUGCACAAUCCCAGAACACAGUCUUCCUUUCAAGACGCAGACAAGCAUGUCGUUCCCCCGGCUGAGGAGACCAUGAGACCGAUGGCUCACCAUGAUGCCUCUGCGCCACACCCCUCCUUUGAACAAUAUUCAGCAUUGAAGGGCAGCGGUUCAACGGUAUCUGUUUCCAUCGUCUCUGCGCCAACAUAUCACAUGACGAGGGGCCGAGCAUGGCUGGAGCGAAGAGCGCAGGAUCAGGUAUGA
Cladophialophora psammophila CBS 110553 is the source of this 1470-nucleotide messenger RNA. RefSeq lists its product as uncharacterized. The record is from RefSeq and is a predicted model, not a curated record. NCBI's taxonomy places the organism in Eukaryota, Fungi, Ascomycota, Eurotiomycetes, Chaetothyriales, Herpotrichiellaceae. The transcript has a single exon. The coding region runs from base 1 to 1470 and encodes 489 amino acids.